This is a messenger RNA of Penicillium bovifimosum, 1587 nucleotides long. RefSeq names its product serine hydroxymethyltransferase. Gene Ontology annotation, molecular function: glycine hydroxymethyltransferase activity; serine binding; pyridoxal phosphate binding. Gene Ontology annotation, biological process: folic acid metabolic process; L-serine catabolic process; tetrahydrofolate interconversion. The record is from RefSeq and is a predicted model, not a curated record. Gene Ontology annotation, cellular component: cytoplasm. Bases 1 to 1587 code for a protein of 528 amino acids. The transcript has 5 exons. NCBI's taxonomy places the organism in Eukaryota, Fungi, Ascomycota, Eurotiomycetes, Eurotiales, Aspergillaceae.
AUGUAUAUGACUCGCUGUGGUAGAUCUGCUGCUCGCUUGCUCCCCCUUGGGAGCUCCCGGGCAGCCAUUGUCUCCGCUCGCACCUCUAUCGUGCCCAGAUUGGUCCCUCAAUCGCGGGGAGUCGCAUCAUCCACUCGCGAUACACAGCAAAAGCUUCUCUCAGCCUCCCUGAAGGAUUCCGAUCCCGCCGUUUACCAGAUUCUGCAGAAGGAGAAACAACGCCAAAAGCACUUCAUCAACUUGAUUCCUUCUGAGAACUUCACUUCCCAAGCUGUUCUCGAUGCCCUCGGCAGUGUUAUGCAAAAUAAAUACUCCGAGGGAUACCCCGGUGCUCGCUACUAUGGUGGAAAUGAACACAUCGAUGCUUCUGAGCGGUUGUGUCAGCAGCGUGCUUUGGAGACCUUCCGUCUGAACCCCGAGGAAUGGGGAGUGAACGUACAGCCUUUGUCUGGCUCACCUGCCAACCUUAUGGCCUACUCCGCCCUCCUCAACACCCACGAUCGCCUCAUGGGCUUGGACCUUCCCCACGGUGGCCACCUGUCCCACGGUUAUCAGACUCCUACCAAAAAGAUCUCAGCCAUCUCUAAAUACUUCGAGACCUUGCCCUACCGCCUCGACGAGUCGACUGGUCUGAUUGACUACGAUGCUUUGGAGAAGUCGGCCGCCCUGUACCGUCCUAAGUUGAUUGUUGCCGGUACCUCGGCCUACAGCCGUCUGAUUGACUACCCGCGUAUGCGCGCGAUCGCCGACUCCGUGGGUGCCUACUUGCUGACCGAUAUGGCCCACAUCUCGGGUCUCGUGGCUGCCAACGUCCUUCCAUCUCCCUUCCCUUACUCUGAUGUCGUGACCACCACCACCCACAAGUCUCUACGCGGCCCCCGUGGCGCUAUGAUCUUCUACCGCAAAGGUGUGCGUAGCACCGACAAGAAGGGCAACCCCAUCAUGUACGAUCUGGAAAACCCCAUCAAUGCAUCCGUUUUCCCGGGCCACCAGGGUGGUCCUCACAACCAUACCAUCACCGCUCUCUCUGUGGCCCUGAAGCAGGCUCAGUCACCCGACUUCGAGGCCUACCAGAAGACAGUUCUUCUCAAUGCCUCUGCUCUGGCCGAGCGUCUGGGUGCUUCCACCAACAACGGUGGACUUGGAUACAACAUUGUGUCUGGCGGCACUGAUAACCACCUUGUGCUUGUGGACCUGAAGAACCGCGGCGUGGAUGGUGCUCGCGUUGAGCGCGUUCUCGAGCUCUGUGGUGUUGCUAGCAACAAGAACACCGUGCCUGGUGACAAGUCCGCCCUCAAGCCCGGCGGUCUGCGUCUGGGAACCCCCGCCAUGACCUCUCGUGGCUUCCAGCCCGAGGACUUCAGCCGCGUCGCCGAAAUUGUCGAUCGCGCGGUUAUCAUCACCCAGAAACUGGAUAAGGCUGCCCGUGAGUCGGCCGAGUCCCGUGGUGUCAAGAACCCGGGCACUGUCAAGGCUUUCCUGGAGUACCUGGGUGAGGGUGAGGAGAUCUCCGACAUUGUUCUGCUCCGCCAAGAGGUUGAGGACUGGGUUGGUACGUUCAGCUUGCCGUGGGCCGAGGAGCAGUAG